CGGAACAACGAUCGAUGCGCGAAAACCCACGUCCUUGCCGCAGCACAGUACCGUACGGUACGAUACGGUACGUACGGCACCGAUGGAUUCUUUUCGAUUCGGAGGAUUGGAACCCUCGGCAGCACCGCCCUCCUUCGAAAAAAGAAAGCAAGCAAGAAAGAAAGAAACACAAGCCCCCAUCCAUCCAGCAACCAACAACACGGUUGCCUUGCCAAGGGAAACACACCUUUCUUCGAAAGACACCGAUACAGUUCCAACAAGUCGAUUCGUUCACCGAUUCGGUACGAAAGGACAACGGAAACAAACAGACACAGGCAUCGAAUCGAAGCGACGGCACGUUCCACAGAGCGCCGUGCAUUCCGGUUCGACACAACAACACAAUUCUUGGCGAACGGAAAGGAACGGAACGGAACGACCCAUUGAACACCCGUGGCCUUCCACACACCAAACAACACAACAACACAACAACACCGCCCGUAUCCCAGCGCGAGCGCAAACCCAAACCCGCCCGAGUCCGAAAGAAACCACGGCGCCAUGUUCCGGAAAAAGAAAAACAAAAAGGCCGACCUCGUCGCCGAAAUCGACACCCUGGGCCACCAGGAGGACAACGUUGCCAACGCCAGGGUGAUCAAGGCCAAAAAAUCCCCCCGCGGAGGCUUCAAGUCCCCCAAGGCCGCGGACAACAUGGGAGGCCUCAAGUCGCUGACCACCAGCGCGGACGGGACCCUCACGGAGGAGUGGGACCCCUACCUUCCAAGGCCCCCCUCCAUGAAGCACAUCGACCCGGCCGACCUGGUCGACGAAAACGCCGAGCAGGUCGCCGUCUUCAACGCCAACACCCACGAGGGGUCGACCAUGGUCCGGGUCCUGUCCGAGAAGGGGCUGCGGGUGGUGGCCGCCGUCCGGGUCUUCACGUCCCGGAACACCAAGGCCCUCAUCAAGCUCAAGGGCGUCACCGUCAAGGUCGCCGACUGGAACGACGAGUCCUCCCUCCUCAAGGUGGCCUCGGGCUGCUCCCGGGCCUUUCUGGUCACCAAGUACUGGGAGCGCUUCGACUCGAAGAUCGAGGAGCAGAUGGCCGUCAACAUACUGCGGGCCUGCGCCCACGCCGACCCCCCCAUAAAGCACCUGGUCCUGGCGACCUUCGAGGACACCCGGGAGCUCAUCUCCCGGAACCGCAAGUCCCAGCUGGUCCCGACGACCGAGGGAAAGAUCUAUCCGCGCUUCGAGGGCAAGAAGCCGAUCGACGACAAGGCCAAGGAGUGGAAGGUCCAGAUCACCCACAUGAUGACCUCCUACAUGGACGACGGCCCAAACAAGCGCAAGUCCCUGAUCCUCAUCCGGGGCGACACCGGCCGGAUCCUCGUCCAGCCGCACAUCGUGGGCGCGUGAGCCAAGGCAUGGCAGCGCCGUCGCUGCGUGCGGUUUGUGAGCGAGCGAGCGAGUGAGUGAGUGAGUGUGAGUGUGUGUCUUUGGAGCCGCGCUGCGCGUCGGUUGUGGUUUCACCCUACGGUACCGGGCGACGGAUUUUGGUGCGUUUCGAUGCGAUGCGAUGCGAUGCGAAGCGAUGCGGUACGGGGCAAUUGCGAGACCGAGAGAGACAAAGAGAACGAUCUAUCAUAAUGCGAUAGGAUACUAUUAAUUG
Messenger RNA from Pseudo-nitzschia multistriata, 1645 nucleotides. Lineage: Eukaryota; Bacillariophyta; Bacillariophyceae; Bacillariales; Bacillariaceae. The record is from the annotation of a GenBank genome assembly.